UUGGGAAACGGGGCGGUCCUUCGGCACAUGUUGUCUGUACCCCCUCUUGGUGCCGUGUGCCCGUGUGACAGUGUCUCCCCACGCAUCGGCUGGAGAAUUGGAUAUGCUGGGUUUAGCACCACUCCGGUUUGUUUCUCCCCCUCCUCGCGGCGCCGCCGCCGUUUCCGCCGCCGCUAUCGGCGGACAUAGUAUCUCGCUCGGGGAUGGCUGCCAUUGCGCGGUGCCGCCGCCGGGGGAGAAGGACGCCGACAAGGCGCGGGCGGAGACGACGGAGGGAGCGUCGUACAAGUGGCGUAUGGUGAUCGCCUACGACGGGACCAAGUUCAAAGGUUGGCAGUAUCAACCAUCGCCUCCAACCAUACAAUGUAGUAUUGAGAAUGCGCUAACACGCAUCACAAAGCUGGAUCGCAAGGAGCUCUGCUUGGUUGGAGCUGGCAGAACAGAUACAGGUGUUCAUGCAUGGGGUCAGGUGGCGCAUUUCACCACGCCUUUUUCCUACCAUUGUCUUGAUAGCAUGCACUCUGCAAUCAAUGGGCUUCUUCCACAUGAGAUUCGAGUGAGGGAAAUUAGUGCAGCAAAGCCUGAAUUUCAUGCCCGGACAUCCACAAGGAGCAAAAUUUAUCAUUACAAGAUUUAUAAUGGACCAGUCAUGGAUCCCUUUCAUAAUCAUUAUGCAUACCAUAGUGCGUAUAAGCUUAAUUCACAAGCUAUGCGGGAGGCUGCAAAGCAUUUUGUUGGAACACAUGACUUUACAUCUUUCGCUAAUGCAGUACACAAUGAUCGUGUACGCAGUCCCAUAAAGAAGAUAAUGCGCUUUGAUGUUAUUGAAAUGGGUGCUAUCUUACAGCUUGAGAUUGAAGGCACUGGCUUUCUGUACAGACAAGUUAGGAACAUGGUAGCUUUGUUGCUACAAGUUGGAAGGGAGGCACUACCACCUGACAUCGUCGCAAAAAUCAUCGCAGCAAGAGACCGCAAGGAACUAGCAAAGGUGGCAUUAUCAGCACCACCUCAUGGAUUGUACCUCAUGUCAGUCAACUAUGACAAGGAAAUGCUACAGCCUCCUGAGGGUGCCCCUCACAUUAGCUUUGGAAGGACUCAUCAGAUUAGCAAAUGUAAACUCCUAUUUUAUUGAUUUUUUUCUUGAAAUACUAUCAAUAGAGAUGUGAUAUUUCCUAGUUUCUUUUGCCUAAUAAAAUUUCCCUAUUGUUAACCAUUGGACCUUUUCGGCUGCUAAUUUCUUGCAAGAGGAUGUCUAUUUGUUCGUGGAAGCUAGACAAAAGAAAUCCUGAAACCUGGGUAGUGCUCACCUUCUGUUAGCACUGCUAGGGUUUGUCAAGUUAA
Molecule: messenger RNA, 1341 nt
Organism: Oryza sativa Japonica Group (Japanese rice)
Lineage: Eukaryota; Viridiplantae; Streptophyta; Magnoliopsida; Poales; Poaceae
Biological process (GO): tRNA pseudouridine synthesis
Molecular function (GO): RNA binding; pseudouridine synthase activity
Source: RefSeq, a predicted model, not a curated record